GAAACAGCUUGCGUUUCUCGCUCGUUUCCUUUCUUAACAGAGCAGUGAAUGAAGACGAAUACGCCUUCAAAUAUAGCUCUCAUUACAUGUCAAUGACGCACGGUUCCCCGCAGACCUCGCUCGAUCUCAACUGGGGGAUACACCCGCUGUGAAACCGCGGAAGAAACCUGUUUCACUCCGGCUAGGGGCAGCUGGGCUCUCUGCGACUACUCACGACUGCAAUGCCGACGCUCCCAUUCGUGCAAUACAUCCUUGGAGGCCUGAAUCUCGCGGUGUACGGCGACCAGUUCAUCCAGGGCAUCCUCUUCACACAAUUCGCGACGUACAUUUCACAUGGCUAUCAUCGCACGGAUCCGCUGGGAAUCCGGCUCUGGGUGGCGGGUCUAUUUGUGCUGACGUUGUUCAAGACGACAUACUCGCUGGUCUUGAACUAUAUCCAGAACACGACUCGGUUUCUUGACCUUGUGGGCGCGAUCGCGGACUACGCAUCGCUUCCCACUGCCCUCCGUUUUUUGUUUGUCUCGCUGCUUGUGCUGUACGUACAAAUCUUUCUCUGUUGGCGACUAUGGCAAUUAUCGAGGCAUCCACUGAUCCCCAUCGGCCUAACGAUCGUCUUCCUAGUCGCUCUGGUCUGUGGCAUCGAGGCGACUGAGAUCAUUGGGGACAGCAAACGACACCCUUGGGGUGCCGCGAACACCAGUCUUCUUCUCGUCGGGGACCUGACUCUGUCAGCGUCUUUCAUCUAUACACUUCUCGCACAAUCCCGAAAUGUCUUGGACAGCACGGCGGGCGUCCUCAAUCGCAUGGCAGCCCUGACGAUCCAAUCCGCGCUGCCCGCCUCGACCUGCACCGUCAUCCUCCUCGCGACGUCACAGGCGUCGCCGAGCUGGUUCCGCGGCAGCCCCCAGCUGGCGACCGCGAUCGUGGCGAACGAGCUCCUGCCCAACCUCUACGCGUUCUCCGCCAUGUGGACGCUCAACUCGCGCAAGGCGACCAGGGACGAGAUGGUCCGCACGGAGAGCUCGGACGCGGAGGGCCGGCUGAUGCGACAGAGCGGC
This is a messenger RNA of Mycena citricolor, 1058 nucleotides long. Lineage: Eukaryota; Fungi; Basidiomycota; Agaricomycetes; Agaricales; Mycenaceae. The record is from the annotation of a GenBank genome assembly.